Molecule: messenger RNA, 1950 nt
Organism: Aspergillus steynii IBT 23096
Lineage: Eukaryota; Fungi; Ascomycota; Eurotiomycetes; Eurotiales; Aspergillaceae
Exons: 2
Coding region: 260-1801 (513 amino acids)
Source: RefSeq, a predicted model, not a curated record
CUGGCUGCCUGGCAGGAGAAGAAGAUUGAGUCUUAAAGUGCAGAGAAGGCGCUACUCGAAGCGGAAAGGCGCCUGCAGGUGAUCGGCGUCUAUUUUUAGCCGACCGCGUGGCACAGGCCUGAGGCACCCCGUCAUCUCGACCUCGUUUACUCUGUUUUCUUCCUUCAUCCCACUGCCUCUGCUCGCGUUGACUUUAUAACCAGUCCAAUGGCACCGGCUUGUCUGUUCCAAUCCCCGGAAUAAGCCCCUCUCCGCCAAAAUGCUCGAUGAAGCUCUCCCCACAUUCUUCCUCAAAUCCACUCGCCAAUCUCACCUCCAAUCCAUCUACUUCUGUCAACAUGGAAACGACCCUUUGCCCGCCUACUCCCUCCGCCACGCCGACCCGUCCACCCCCGACGGCAAGAACCGCUACGCAGCCGCCCUCGUUGACCCUUACGUCCCGGACAUCAUCUACGGCGAAAUCCUGAUCAUCCCCGAAUGGACGCAGCCCAGUCUCUCCGCCGACGCCAUCCGGGCCAACGGCGGCGUCACCCCUCCCCCGGAGCCCCUCCUCCCCACCAGCUUCGUCAUCCACCUCUACAACCCCGACCAGCAGGUCACCGUGCACUUCAAGCCCAAGAGCUGGAACAGCCCCGCGACAUGGACCUUCGAGAUGCCGCAGCAUACCUUCCGGCAGCCGUCCAGCUCGAGUCUCGAUCGCACGCAGACCGACCCCGCCGCUGCCGACACCACGCCGAAGCUGCGCUUCAACUGGCGCCGCGACAGCAAGCUGUCCAAGGACCUAACAUGUUAUCUAUCAGGGAAAGCGACGUCCCUGACCGAGGGCAAGAACAAGACGAAGAGUAAGGAGCCGGACAUCAUCCUGUCGAUCUUCAAGGGACUGCGGGAAAUGACGCUCUACGAACCGAACCUGUAUCGGGUGGAGAUGGAGGAUUUCAAGGGCUUGGAGGUCGUGCUGCUUUUGGGUGCGGUGGCUAUCCGCGACGUGUAUUUCUCGACCAUGAAGGAUAGCUUCAAUCUUUCGAAACAGGCCCCGGUGAUGAGUGCCGGCCCUGCGCCUGUUCCCACGUCUACCUCGAUCCCAACCACUGGCCCUUCCCCUGCCACGGCUGCCGCUGCCGCUGUCAACGGCAACCACAGAGCCAGUCUCCCCCCGAUCAACACGCAAUUACACCAGAAACAGCCCCCACCUGUCGCCUCGGGCGGAUUAAACGCCCCAUCGACCCAACCACAACCUCACCCCUCCAAACCAACCGCCUCCAACUCGCAGCCCAAACCAGCCCCAUCCAAACACCAAGAACAACAACGAAAGGAGGAAGAACGCCGCACGCAGAAGCUCCUCGAACAAGAAGACAAAGCGCGCCGCCGACGCCAGGCCGAAGUCGACCAGGAAACCCGCCGCCUGCAGCGCCUCUACGGCCAAGAGGAGCACCGCGCCCGCACGCAGACUCCCUCCCUUCCACCUCGAGCGUCCCGGCCCCAUCAGCCCUCCAGACCGCACGCACCGCCGCAGCCGAGACCCAUGCAGCCUAACGGGCGCGGGGCCCCGGCGCAGCGCUACUACUACUACCAUCACCAUUCGCCGUCGACGCCGCAUAUCCCGGCGGGCCCGUAUCUGUCGCCUACCGGACGCAGGGACCCUCGGCAGCAGUCGACGGUGACCUUUGCGGCGCCGGACCGGCCGCAGAGCACGGGGACGCGGCCGUUGCAGCCAAAGAAGAGCAGUUUCUUUGGGUUCCGGAAGUCAUCGGAUGAGCGGGAGAGGGAGAAGUUGAGCAAGAAGCGGAGCUCGAUGUUUUGAUUGGUGUGCAUAUACCGCAUGAACUUAUGAUACCCCUGUGUUUCUCUGUUGGCGUUGUCUUUCUCUUCUUUCUCUUCAUGUUCUGUAUGCAUGCAUGCAUGUACAAAAAGCUAUUCUACUAUCCAAUAUACGUGCCUAUACAGACUUGA